This is a messenger RNA of Pyrgilauda ruficollis (rufous-necked snowfinch), 635 nucleotides long. RefSeq names its product matrix metalloproteinase-14-like. Gene Ontology annotation, biological process: collagen catabolic process; extracellular matrix organization; skeletal system development. Gene Ontology annotation, molecular function: zinc ion binding; metalloendopeptidase activity. NCBI's taxonomy places the organism in Eukaryota, Metazoa, Chordata, Aves, Passeriformes, Passeridae. The record is from RefSeq and is a predicted model, not a curated record. The annotation marks the transcript as partial. The transcript has 3 exons. Gene Ontology annotation, cellular component: extracellular matrix.
CAUCCAGAACUACACCCCCAAGGUGGGCGAGGCCGCCACCUGGGCCGCCAUCCGCCGCGCCUUCCAGGUGUGGGCGUCGGCCGCGCCCGCCCUGCGCUUCCGGGAGGUUCCGUACGGGCAGAUCCGGGCGGGGGCGGCGCCCGGCGCCGACAUCAUGGUGCUCUUCGCCGAGGGCUUCCACGGCGACGCCACGCCCUUCGACGGCCCCGGCGGGUUCCUGGCGCACGCCUACUUCCCGGGGCCGCACAUCGGCGGCGACACGCACUUCGACGGCGCCGAGCCCUGGACGCACCGCGGCGACGACCUCAGCGGUAACGACCUGUUCCUGGUGGCCGUGCACGAGCUGGGCCACGCCCUGGGCCUGGAACAUUCCAGCGACCCCUCGGCCAUCAUGGCGCCCUUCUACCAAUGGAUGGACACCGAGGCCUUCGAGCUGCCCGACGACGACCGGCGCGGCAUCCAGCAGCUCUACGGUAACGACCUGUUCCUGGUGGCCGUGCACGAGCUGGGCCACGCCCUGGGCCUGGAACAUUCCAGCGACCCCUCGGCCAUCAUGGCGCCCUUCUACCAAUGGAUGGACACCGAGGCCUUCGAGCUGCCCGACGACGACCGGCGCGGCAUCCAGCAGCUCUACG